Epinephelus fuscoguttatus (brown-marbled grouper) is the source of this 2630-nucleotide messenger RNA. RefSeq names its product BCL6A transcription repressor b (gene bcl6ab). Gene Ontology annotation, biological process: regulation of transcription by RNA polymerase II. The coding region runs from base 59 to 2062 and encodes 667 amino acids. Gene Ontology annotation, cellular component: nucleus. Gene Ontology annotation, molecular function: RNA polymerase II cis-regulatory region sequence-specific DNA binding; DNA-binding transcription factor activity, RNA polymerase II-specific; protein binding. The transcript is spliced from 9 exons. Lineage: Eukaryota; Metazoa; Chordata; Actinopteri; Perciformes; Serranidae. The record is from RefSeq and is a predicted model, not a curated record.
UUGAAAUUCCGAGAAUUGAGCUGCUGUGUUUCUUAGAACUGGAUUCUCAGAACUGGUGAUGCACAGAGUUUCGAGGAAACUUUUACAAGAUUGCGACAGCAUGGCCACGACUGCAGAUGGCUGCAUUCAAUUCACACGCCAUGCAGGCGACGUCCUGCUCAACUUCAACCGCCUCCGCAGCAGGAACAUCCUGACUGACGUCACCAUACAGGUGGACGGACAACAUUUUCAUGCUCACAAGGCCGUAUUGGUGGCCUGCAGUGGCUUCUUUUAUUCUGUGUUCAUGGACCCCAAGAACGCAAACCUCAGUGCCAUCAGCUUAGACCCCAAAGUGGACCCCAAGGGGUUCUCCAUCUUGCUUGACUUCAUGUACACAUCCUGUUUGGACCUUAAGGACAGUCUGGUCCUGGCCACCAUGAACACAGCCAUCUACCUCCAGAUGGAACACGUGGCCGACACCUGCCACAGAUUCAUCAAGUCCAGGCAUCAGAUCGAAGAGGUACAGACCAACUCAUCACAUCUGGCUGAGGCUGAGGGUAUCCCUCCUUUGAGGCCUGGUGAUGAGAAAGAACCAGACUUUAGAAACAACCACAUAUCAACCUCAUCCCCUAUCCAGGAGUGCAGGGGCUACAUCCCCAAUGUCUUCAGGGGGAUCAACACAUCUGGCUCCUAUCAUGUAUAUGGUGAUCUCCAUGUCACUGCUGGGAAGCCGGAAGGCUCCCAUAAGGUCAGCGACCUCCCCAGAGCAGGGGCUUUGUCUCAGAAACGAUGCUCGCAGGUACCCAGCACCAACAUGGCUCACAGUGAGUCCACUGCCAUCAUCUCCCACCCUGUGCCAUCCCACCCCAGUUUCCCCACCACUAUCAUCAGACCCGCAGGAGCCCACGGGAGCCUUCAAAGGCCUGUAACCCCCAUGGAGGAAGACAGCAUUCAGCAUCCACAAACCAGCUGUCUCAGAUUGUCUCCAGGUUUUAGCAAAGGUGUGAUUUGCAGCCCUCAAAGCCCCCUCAGAUCUGACUGCCAGCCCAACUCGCCCACUGAGUCCAACAGCAGCAAAAACGCCACGCUGAGCCUCAGACAGCCCUCUGACUGCCCCAACGACGCCAAGGCCCGCAACUGGAAGAAAUACAAGUUGAUUGUUAUGAACCAAACUCCCGAUGAGAAUGAAAAGGAGUCUCACGGAGGCGGCGCUGAAGCUACAGCCAUGUCACCUGCGCUGAGCCCCUGCAGGAGUGGUGCAGCAGGGGGACACAGCGAGGUCCAGUCAGAAGAGGGAACUGGCGAGCAGAGAGAAGAACUCCUGAUGUCUCAGAGUGCCGACAGCUGUAGCAGCAGCACCUGUAGCAGCAUCAGCUACCGCAGAUGCUCCUCCUGCGGCUGUGACAGCCCUCAGUGCAUGGAAAUGGGUCACCUGUCUCCUGACUCCUACAGCCGAGAAGAUGCCACCAAAUCACACUCAGAUUAUUCCUCCUCCGGCUCUGAAAACAACAUCUACUUCUGUAAUGGCUGUGACUCCAAGUUCACGGAGGAAGAUUCCCUUAAAGAACACAUGGCCCAGGUGCACAGUGACAAGCCAUACAAGUGCGACUGCUGCCAGGCUGCCUUCCGCUACAAGGGCAACCUGGCCAGCCACAAGACCGUUCACACUGGUGCGAAGCCGUACCGCUGCAACAUCUGCGGAGCUCAGUUCAACCGACCAGCCAACCUCAAGACCCACACACGCAUCCACUCUGGAGAAAAGCCAUAUAAGUGUGACACAUGCGGUUCCAGAUUUGUCCAGGUGGCCCAUCUCCGCGCCCACGUCUUAAUCCACACAGGAGAGAAGCCGUACCCUUGUGAGAUCUGUGGAACUCACUUCCGCCACCUCCAGACGCUCAAGAGCCACAUGCGCAUUCAUACCGGAGAGAAGCCUUAUCAUUGUGAAAAAUGCGACCUCCACUUCAGACACAAGAGCCAGCUGAGGCUUCACCUGCGGCAGAAGCACGGCGCAGUCACUAACACCAAGGCUCAGUAUCGCAGGACGCCCAGCAACAUCACCGCAGGCCUGGUGAACACCUGCUGAGCCGGCAGCGUGUCACUUUUGUUUUCCUUUUGCAUCGGCUGCCGUGUCGUCAAAAGACUUUUUUUUUUUUUUUUAACAAACAGAAACAUAAAUAUGUAUAUGUUUGCCCUUUAUGCAUUUGUAAAUGAUGCACAUUUAUGUAAGCUCUUUGGUAUUUCAAAGAUUGUAGAAGUUUAUGCUUUGGUCGUGAAUGUCUAACAAGAGAAUGUACAUUUUGAAUGUGAAUUUGAGCAGGCAUUUCGCUAUUUGGCAAAUCACCUAACAGAGUGUUAUCAUUGAAGGACAGUCCUCUUCCUCGCUCAGAGUGAGAAUCACUGUUACAGUUUUGCUUUAGAUGUUGGCAUGAAUUUGCUCAGCGAUGUGGUCACAGUUUAAGCAGUUGUUUUUCAUUCGCUUAUGUUUUGUAAAUAAGAUAAUAUAUAUUUUCAGAUUGCCGUCUGCUGGCAGAGUACGAAUAUAUUUGUUUGUCAAUAACACAAGGGCUUGUUAUUUUGCCAUUACAUAGUUUGUGGUACGUAUUGUAAUAUGUACAGAUUGUCAUUCAUAUAAAAAAAUUGCUAUGUACAUA